AUGCGGCGUCUGACUCGCCGCCUGGUGCUGCCGAUCUUCGGGGUUCUCUGGAUCACCGUGCUGCUGUUCUUCUGGGUAACCAAGAAGAAGUUGGAGGUGCCGGCGGGACCUGAAGUGCAGACCCCCAAGAUUUCGGAUGCUGACUGGGAUGACCUAUGGGACCAGUUUGAUGAGCGGCGGUAUCUGAAUGCCAAGAAGUGGCGCGUCGGUGAUGAUCCCUAUAAGCUGUAUGCUUUCAACCAGCGGGAGAGCGAGCGGAUUGCCAGCAGCCGGGUGGUCCCAGACACUCGCCUUUUCAGAUGCACCCUGCUGGGGUACUGCACGGACCUCCCUCCCACCAGCAUCAUCAUCACCUUCCACAACGAGGCCCGCUCCACCCUGCUCAGAACCGUCCGCAGCAUAUUAAACCGCACCCCUAUGAAUCUCCUCCAGGAAAUCAUAUUAGUCGAUGACUUCAGCAAUGACCCCGAGGACUGCAGAGAGCUCAUCAAGCUACCCAAGGUGAAAUGCUUACGCAAUAAUGAGCGGCAAGGUCUGGUGCGGUCCCGGAUCCGGGGUGCUGAUGCUGCCCAGGGCACCACCCUGACUUUUCUCGACAGCCACUGUGAGGUGAACAGGGACUGGCUCCAGCCCCUGCUGCACAGGGUCAAAGAGGACUACACGCGGGUGGUGUGCCCCGUGAUCGAUAUCAUCCACCUGGACACCUUCAACUACAUCGAGUCGGCCACGGAACUUAGAGGGGGGUUUGACUGGAGCCUCCACUUCCAAUGGGAGCAGCUCACACCAGAGCAGAAAGCUCAGCGCCUGGACCCCACUGAGCCCAUCAGGACACCAAUCAUAGCUGGAGGGCUCUUCGUGAUGGACAAAUCCUGGUUCGACUACCUGGGGAAAUAUGACAUGGACAUGGACAUCUGGGGCGGGGAGAACUUCGAAAUCUCCUUCAGGGUGUGGAUGUGCGGGGGCAGCCUCGAGAUCGUCCCCUGCAGCCGAGUGGGCCACGUCUUCCGGAAGAAGCACCCAUAUGUCUUCCCAGAUGGAAAUGCCAACACAUAUAUAAAGAACACCAAGCGGACAGCUGAAGUGUGGAUGGAUGAAUACAAGCAGUACUAUUAUGCUUCCCGGCCGUUUGCCCUGGAGAGACCCUUUGGAAACAUUGAGAGCAGAUUGAACCUGAGGAAGAACCUGCAGUGCCGGAGCUUCAAGUGGUACCUGGAGAACGUCUAUCCAGAACUCAGAGUACCCAAGGAGUCCUCCAUCCAGAAGGGCAGCAUCCGACAGAGGCAGAAGUGCCUAGAGUCUCAAAAGCAGAAAGACCAAGAGAUCUCCAACCUCAAGUUAAGCCCCUGUGUCAAGAUUGAAGACAAGGAAGCAAAGUCCCAGAUCUGGGCCUUCACAUACACCCAGCAGAUCCUGCAGGAGGAACUGUGCCUGUCAGUCGUCACCUUGUUCCCUGGCGCCCCGGUGGUUCUUGUCCUUUGCAAGAAUGGAGAUGACAGACAGCAAUGGACCAAGACUGGUUCCCGCAUCGAGCACGUGGCAUCCCACCUCUGCCUAGACACGGACAUGUUUGGCGAUGGCACUGAGAACGGCAGGGAGAUCGUUGUCAAUCCGUGUGAGUCCUCACUUAUGAGCCAGCACUGGGACCUGGUGAGCUCUUGA
This is a messenger RNA of Eubalaena glacialis (North Atlantic right whale), 1659 nucleotides long. RefSeq names its product polypeptide N-acetylgalactosaminyltransferase 14 (gene GALNT14). The transcript has 15 exons. Lineage: Eukaryota; Metazoa; Chordata; Mammalia; Artiodactyla; Balaenidae. The coding region runs from base 1 to 1659 and encodes 552 amino acids. Gene Ontology annotation, cellular component: Golgi apparatus. The record is from RefSeq and is a predicted model, not a curated record.